AUGGUUAAGUUCCUAGAAGAUUUUAAAGUCUGUACACAGGAAGUCACAGAGCUUCGCUUCCUUCUGCAUGGACCAGUUGGAACAGGGAAAUCCAGUACCUUCAACAUCAUCAAGAAUGUUUUUGAAGGACUAAAAAAAUACACCAUUGGAUGUGAGCACAAUGGAGAAUUACCUUUUGCCUUCUAUGAUGUCAUGGGCUUGGAAAAGGAGCAAAGGAGGGUGUACACUGAUGACAUCAUCAAAGCUGUAAAAGACCACAUCAAAAAUGACUAUGAAUUCAAACCUAAUUGUCCAUUAACUGAAGAUAGCAAAUAUUACAUUAGCAAACCCAACCUGAAUGAUCAAAUUCACUGUCUGGUGAGUGUUAUACCAGCAGACAAAAUUGGUAUUAUGGAUGGUGAAGUCAUCAAAAAAUUGAAGACAAUCCAAGACCAAGCAAGUAAACUGGGAAUCCCACAAAAGCUUUUCAUGACAAAAGUGGAUAAGGCAUGCAUACGGACAAAGAAAGAUCUGACCAUGAUCUACCAAAGCAAGAAGAUCAAGGAAAAAAUGACUGAGUGCAGUGAUUUACUGGGAAUACCAAUUAACUGCAUCUUCCCUGUGAAGAACUACCAUGAGGAGACUGAGAUGAAUGAGAUGAUAAACAGCUUGAUGCUCAGUGCCUUAAUACACACUGUACAUUCCGCUAACGACUACGUGAAGAGAACCAUUAAAGUUUAG
Electrophorus electricus (electric eel) is the source of this 720-nucleotide messenger RNA. RefSeq names its product interferon-induced protein 44-like. NCBI's taxonomy places the organism in Eukaryota, Metazoa, Chordata, Actinopteri, Gymnotiformes, Gymnotidae. Gene Ontology annotation, biological process: immune response. The record is from RefSeq and is a predicted model, not a curated record.